AUGAGACUGACAGACACACGGAUCCUGGACGAUUUAUUACUGAGAGUUUGUGGAGAGUCUCUGAUGCUGCAGAAACAGACCGUUCCCUCUGAAAUGUGUCCACGAUGUUUGAGGGAACAGGACGAUGUUCUGAGGUCACUUCAUUAAUGGGUUUGUUAGUGAGGAUCAACACUGACUCUGCAGGUUGUCCAAUGGGUCCUGAAGAAGAGGAAGAUCUCAGCUAACAGACAGAGCGGCGGCGAACUCCGUGAGCCCGAGCUGGGUUUAGUCUGCUGAUGGAGCUGCAGGCCGGCGUCACGCAACAGGCGGCGUUACCAUGGAAACACUGCAUCCACCUGACUCUGAUGCUGGUCCAGCUGCUCUUACCUGAAGUCGGAGCUUCCUGUCGUAUCCUGAGGUGUAACUCUGACUUUGUGGCUGCGACGUUGGACCUGGGCAGCAGCAGCAGCAGCAGUGAGGGUGGAGGAGGCGGAGGACCAGGUGGAGGACCAGGCGGGGCAGCUCUCAGCAGGGCGGUGGUGAACGCCGGUUACUGCAGCGCCCUACGCUCCUACGCCAUGUGCACAAAGCGGAUGGCACGGGCAUGUCGCGGUGACCUGGCGUACCACUCUGCGGUUCAGGGCAUCGAAGACCUGCUGAUCCAGCACCGCUGCCCCCGGGCAGGGCCCACAGCCCAGCCCCGCCCCCUCCCUCAGGGCACGCUGUCGGGAGACGCCUGCCUCUACGAGAGGAGCUUCUUCAGCAGAGAGGGUCGGACACCGGACUACCUGCACUGCGGUGUGUUUGGGGACCCGCACCUCCGAACCUUCAACAACGACUUCCAGACGUGUGCCGUGCAGGGGGCGUGGCCUCUCAUAGACAACGAAUACCUGUACAUACAGGCCACCAGCUCACCGACCAGGGGCGGGGUGCACGGCACGGUGCUCACCAAGAUCACCAUCAUCUUUAAGAACAUGCGCCAGUGUAUCGAUCAGCAACUGUACCAGGCCGAGCUGGAUAACGUCCCCGCUGCGUUCGCCGACGGCUCGGUGUCCAGCGGCGAGCGGCGAGGUCACCACAGUCUGACGGUCCGGACUCAGAGUCCGGGCCGACACGCGGAGAUCCGAGCGGCUCACAUCGGGACGCUGAUGGUGGUGCGUCAGAGCGGCCGAUCGCUCGGCCUGUCGGUCCGGUCGCCGCGCCGCAUCGUGGAGGCCUUCGGCCCCGAGCAGGACCUUCAGCUGUGCGUGUGGGGCUGCCCCCAGUCCCAGAGACUCAACACGCUCCGCCUGCCGCCAGAUUCUUCGCCAUCCGCCGCCGUCGGCGCCCACGCCCACUGCGCCGCGCUGCUUCCCGCCCGAGACAUCUACUACCAGGCUUGCGUGUUCGACCUGAUCGCCAGCGGAGACCUGAACUCCAGCACAGCCGCCGUCAGCGCGCUGCAGGACGCCCGAAGCAUGAUCUCUGAGCGGGAGAGAGUUCACCUGCUGCUGGUCGCCUCCGCUGAGCAUCGCCGGGCACCACCACACCUGACGCUGCUGCUGCUGCUGCUCGGCAUGCUGGGAACUAUGACCAGAGCCUGAAGCAGCAGGAAGUCACUGAUGACAUCACUCAACACGGACCGGAAGACUGACUGACAUAAGGACCACACCCGAGGAGGACAAAACACACACCUGUGGUCACGUGACUCAGGUGGUAAACUGCAGCAGAUGAGACCGUGUCAGCAGGUCUCACCGGGCCUGACGUGGUUCUGGAUCACAGCUGCUGAAGCUCCAGUUCAGCCUGGAGGCCAACAAACCAGAACACAUGUGGGAACAAUGAACAACUCAACUAAAGAGCAGCUGCUGUGAACUGAUGAUAAAGGUUUGGCAGUGAAAAGUCUAAAUGUUGAAAAGUUGUAACCACAUCUGUCUGUGACGUUUUGGUUGUGACAUCUGACCUUACCUGAAAAAGGUCAAAUGAAUACGGGUAUAUGAAUACCCUCAGUCUGGUCUGCAGGCACAGCUGAGGACACGGAGGGCAGGUUUACUGUCUCCAGGUGUGUUUCCAUCACCAGUUUUCAUUGGCAUUCUGUUUCGGUUUCUGCAUAACAACCUGAAAACCCUGAAAUAUCAGCCGUGGAUAAAACAAGCCUGAGGAAACAAACGCUGACGUACAUGAAGCACGAAAAGACGAAACCGUCACACUAGGCUCACAGCUCUGGUUUAACCAAUAGACUCAGACAGAAUCUAAACCUAAAUCCUUCAGGGAUGAGGAUUAUCAUUCAGUGUCCAUCACCGUCUCAGCAGAGCGAGUCCGUCUAACUUCUGAGUAGAUGGAGGAUUUGUCGUUAACGUGCACAAACUGAAAUCGAUCUGAUAAAUAGGACAUAAACCAUCUUAGAGCGGUUCCUUUAAAG
Xiphias gladius (swordfish) is the source of this 2377-nucleotide messenger RNA. It is a transcript of the gene hjv, whose product is annotated as hemojuvelin BMP co-receptor. Gene Ontology annotation, cellular component: plasma membrane. Bases 276 to 1562 code for a protein of 428 amino acids. The record is from RefSeq and is a predicted model, not a curated record. NCBI's taxonomy places the organism in Eukaryota, Metazoa, Chordata, Actinopteri, Istiophoriformes, Xiphiidae. Gene Ontology annotation, biological process: BMP signaling pathway. The transcript is spliced from 5 exons. Gene Ontology annotation, molecular function: coreceptor activity.